Huiozyma naganishii CBS 8797 is the source of this 339-nucleotide messenger RNA. RefSeq names its product Pet117p (gene PET117). The transcript has a single exon. The record is from RefSeq and is a predicted model, not a curated record. Gene Ontology annotation, cellular component: mitochondrion. NCBI's taxonomy places the organism in Eukaryota, Fungi, Ascomycota, Saccharomycetes, Saccharomycetales, Saccharomycetaceae. Bases 1 to 339 code for a protein of 112 amino acids. Gene Ontology annotation, biological process: mitochondrial respiratory chain complex IV assembly.
AUGAGUCGAGCCAGCAAGAUCACAUUCGGACUGUCGUGUUUGUUCACGGUGACCGCCGUGGUGGGUGUCCACAUGAUCCAGGACUUGGAGCGGGACACAUUGCACCAGGGUCCCAUCAAGGACGCGAAACGGUUGGAACAGAAGCGAGAGGAGCGGCGAUCCUUGCCCGCGAGUCCCAACGACAAACUCGACGACGCUGCCCGCGAGAAGAAACGCCAGUUUAACAAAACGGACCACGAAAUGCAGCAGGAACUGCGCAAGAAGUACGAGUCCAUUCAGCCGUUAUCUGGUGAGAUUGUCACGAGGGACCAGCCCGCAGAUAAAGGCCAGGGCAAGUGA